UUUCUUAUUAUCAAAAAGAAUAGUAGCUUAUACCUAAUCAAUAAUGCUCAAAAGUAUAACAAGCAUAGCUUCAAGAAUGCCUUUAUGCUGCCUGCCUCAGAUGAAUUCUCGAAGAAGUUUGCUAUAUGCAAAAUUCUUUCACUGCUUAACUUCUUUUCCAGAUAUAAUUAA
Messenger RNA from Cryphonectria parasitica EP155, 171 nucleotides. RefSeq lists its product as uncharacterized. The annotation marks the transcript as partial. NCBI's taxonomy places the organism in Eukaryota, Fungi, Ascomycota, Sordariomycetes, Diaporthales, Cryphonectriaceae. The record is from RefSeq and is a predicted model, not a curated record. The transcript has a single exon.